Molecule: messenger RNA, 1038 nt
Organism: Trichoderma virens Gv29-8
Lineage: Eukaryota; Fungi; Ascomycota; Sordariomycetes; Hypocreales; Hypocreaceae
Exons: 1
Coding region: 42-923 (293 amino acids)
Molecular function (GO): protein deglycase activity
Source: RefSeq, a predicted model, not a curated record
ACAGAAAGGAAUUAAAUUCUCAGCAACAGUUUGUAGCAACCAUGGCCAACUCAUCUGAUCGCAAGCCCGCUCCAGACGCAGCUGAGGCCGAUGCCUGGUUCCCGUCUCCUUAUUCUCUUACCCAAUACACGUCGCCUAAGACGGAUUUUGACGGCGCAAAUUACCCUAACGCCUACAAGGGCGGCAAAUGGAAAGUGCUCUUGAUUGCGACACAAGAGCGCUAUCUCAAGAUGGCCAACGGCGAAUUCUUUUCGACAGGCAACCACCCUGUGGAGAUGCUUUUGCCCAUGAUCCAUCUUGAUGCUGCGGGGUUCGAUAUCGAUAUUGCCACGCUUUCAGGCGACCCUGUGAAAUUUGAGAUGUGGGCUUUCCCAAAUGAGGAUGAGUCGGUCAAAGCUAUCUACGAGAAGUACAAGGAAAAAAUCCGUAGCCCGCUCAAUCUCCACGACGUGUGGGGUAAGGGCUUUACCAAGGAUACUCCCUACCUCGCAGUGUUUAUUCCUGGUGGCCACGGUGUCUUAAACGGUAUACCCUUCUCGGCAACUGUCGGAAAUAUUCUUCGGUGGGCCCAUGAGAACCAACGCUUCUUCAUUUCACUCUGCCACGGGCCAGCCAGCAUGCUCGCUGCCGAUGUUGGAAAGCCUGAGGGUAGCAAGUUUAUCUACGAGGGAUAUCAAAUUGACGUUUUUCCGGAUGAGCUGGAUCAGCAGGCAAAUGUCGAAAUUGGCUAUAUUCCGGGCAAAAUGGAGUGGCUGGUCGGCGACCGGCUCCGACAGCUCGGUGUCAAGCCGCUCAAUAGAGGCAUCAACGGUGCCACUCAUCGGGAUAAGCUUGUUCUGACUGGUGACUCUCCAUUGGCAUCAAAUAACCUUGGCAAAUUGGCUGCCAAGACACUUCUUGAGGAGGUUACCAAGCUCCUAUAAUUUUCUUCUCGCACAAAUCCAACAAGAAGGGGCAGGAAGGAAAUGUGGAAAGGACGUGCAGAGAAUAGUUAGGUAAUUACAUAGGUGAUAACAAUGAUAGGUGAGAUUGCGAGUG